AUGGAUUCUGAUAACAAGAAGUUUGGAAGAGGUCCAAGAGAACUUACAGGUGCUGUGGAUCUUAUAAGUCACUACAAGUUGUUGCCUCACUAUGAUUUCUUCUGCAAGAGACCACUGCCGGCAUCAGUAUCAGACGCACACUAUCUUCACAAUGUGGUUGGGGAUACAGAUAUCAGAAAAGGGGAAGGCAUGCAAUUAGGCCAGCUUAUUCAAGAUGCAUCCACAUCGAGGGAAACUAAAACCCGUAUACAACCUUUUGACUUAGAUAUCCUUCGAGAAGCUUUUCAACUGAGGGAAACUGCUCCUGUUUCUCUUCCUCCAUCUGAGAAGGGCAUUCCCACCAUUUCUGGGAAACCUAGAAGUGAAUCUAAAGACAAGGAGAAGAAACAUAAAAAGCACAAGGACAAGGACAAAGAUAAAGACAAGCAUAAAGAGCACAAAAAGCAUAAACAUCGGCAUAAAGAUCGAAGCAAAGACAAGGAAAAGGAGAAGAAAAAAGAUAAAAAUGGUCACAAUGAUUCUGGCAAUGACCACUCGAAAAGACAUCAUGAGAAGAAGAGAAAGCAUGAUGGAGAUGAAGAUGGCAACGACAUUCAUAAACACAAGAAAAGUAAGCACAAGAGCUCAAAGAUAGAUGAAAUGGGAGCAAUAAAGGUAGCAGGCUGA
Molecule: messenger RNA, 666 nt
Organism: Striga hermonthica
Lineage: Eukaryota; Viridiplantae; Streptophyta; Magnoliopsida; Lamiales; Orobanchaceae
Source: the annotation of a GenBank genome assembly